This is a messenger RNA of Plasmodium fragile, 345 nucleotides long. RefSeq lists its product as uncharacterized. Gene Ontology annotation, cellular component: cytosolic large ribosomal subunit; ribosome. Bases 1 to 345 code for a protein of 114 amino acids. Gene Ontology annotation, biological process: cytoplasmic translation. NCBI's taxonomy places the organism in Eukaryota, Apicomplexa, Aconoidasida, Haemosporida, Plasmodiidae. The record is from RefSeq and is a predicted model, not a curated record. Gene Ontology annotation, molecular function: structural constituent of ribosome. The transcript is spliced from 2 exons.
AUGGGAAGGAAAUCAACUAUCAAGCCAGCGACUGGGAUAGCAGUCGGUUUCAACAGCGGACAUGUGGUCACCAAGAGGAGUGUCAAAAAGAGCAUCAUGAAGAAGAAGCCAAAGUCCCACAGGAAGGAACUUAUAAAUGACGUCGUGAGAGAAAUAACUGGAUUUAGUCCAUAUGAAAAAAGAUUAAUCGAAUUGAUUAAAAUCGGUACCUCUGCUGCCACGAAGAGGAGCUUAAAAUAUGCCAAGAAAAAAUUGGGUACUCAUAAAAGGGGCAAGGCCAAGAGGGAAGAAAUACAAAAAAUUGUCAUUAUGCAGAGAAGAAAGGCCGCAACGGAGAAGCACUAA